AUGGCUGAUGCAAUGGUCGCUCCUCAACCCGCCGCGCCUCACACACAGGCUACUCCAGCCAAGGCUGAGACUAAGGCUAAACACGGGCACGCCGCCUCUCAGAGCGCACCACGGAAGGUGCGCUUUAACGUUGGGUCUAACUACAAGGUCCUCGAUGUCAUUGGCGAAGGUGCAUAUGGUGUCGUAGCAUCUGCUGUUCAUAGACCCUCCGGUCGGAAGGUUGCCAUCAAGAAGAUCGCUCCGUUUGAUCAUACCAUGUUCGCUCUCCGAACGUUACGCGAGCUCAAGCUGCUCGUUUACUGGGCUGAAGCUGGCGUCUCUGAAAAUAUUAUUUCUAUCAUUGACAUGAUCAAGCCUACGUCGCUAGAGUCCUUCAAAGAGGUUUACUUGAUCCAAGAACUCAUGGAAACAGAUAUGCACCGCGUCAUUCGCACCCAAGACCUCUCAGAUGAUCAUGCGCAAUACUUUGUCUACCAGACACUGCGCGCACUUAAGGCGAUUCACUCCGCAGAUGUCAUUCACCGUGACCUUAAGCCUUCCAAUCUUCUGCUCAACAGCAAUUGUGACCUUAAAGUCGCUGACUUUGGUCUUGCGCGUUCCGUGAAGACUGCCGCCCCAGGGGGCGAGAAUGGCUUCAUGACAGAAUACGUUGCAACAAGAUGGUACCGUGCUCCCGAGAUCAUGCUGUCCUUUUCCAACUACUCCAAGGCAAUCGACGUCUGGUCCGUUGGAUGUAUUCUUGCUGAGAUGCUUAAUGGGAAACCAUUAUUCCCUGGGCGUGAUUAUCAUCACCAACUCAGUCUUAUCCUUGAUGUCCUCGGCACACCAACUAUUGACGAAUUCUACGCCAUCACAUCGAGAAGGUCAAGAGAUUAUUUGCGUGCGCUGCCAUUCCGCAAGAAGAAGCUUUUCGCGCACCGCUAUCGACUUCUUGACAAGACAUUGACUUUCGAUCCUAAGAAGCGCAUUUCGGUUGAGGAUGCACUUGGGCACCCUUACCUAGAAGCAUACCAUGACCCUAGUGACGAACCUACAUGCGCGUCACUUCCGCCUGAAUUCUUCGAUUUUGAUUUCCAGAAAGAUGAGAUCAACCGGGAACAACUAAGAGAACUCUUGUACGAAGAGAUCAUGGCAUAUCGACCGUUAAUCUGA
Cantharellus anzutake is the source of this 1152-nucleotide messenger RNA. Its product is annotated as kinase-like domain-containing protein. Bases 1 to 1152 code for a protein of 383 amino acids. The record is from RefSeq and is a predicted model, not a curated record. The transcript has 7 exons. Gene Ontology annotation, biological process: intracellular signal transduction; protein phosphorylation. Lineage: Eukaryota; Fungi; Basidiomycota; Agaricomycetes; Cantharellales; Hydnaceae. Gene Ontology annotation, cellular component: cytoplasm; nucleus. Gene Ontology annotation, molecular function: ATP binding; MAP kinase activity.